AUGAGCAACAACAAUUGCUUGUCCAACAAGAAGAAAACGCUCAACCAUGUAAAAAUGGUUUCCAGCCUUGAACGCCAGCGUGAUGAUGUGUUCACCCCACCCAGUUUGGAGGAACGUCUGCGUCAAGCGGCCGGCCAAACAUUGGCAACGUGGGUCAUUGGCCAUGGGCCUAAUACUUCUGAGGAGGUGGUGAGCUGCCAGGCUCUUCGUGAUAGGUACCUGGAGCCGCACCUGACAACUCAAAGUCAGUACAAGGCAGGCCUUGACAUGCAAGCACGUGGUACACCAGUUCCACCGAUCAAUAGUAUACCCAUUCACUUGUUCGCAGGAGAAACAGUGAGCGAAGAAGACGAUUCCUUCGCUCAUUGGGUGCACUAUGUGCGUCGCCUCAGCAACAUGUUUGCUCUAAAAGCUAGUGCCCAUGCGGCGGAUGUGCGUCUCAAAAUCAAGCUUCGGUAUGAUUACGCCAAGCAUAAGGCCAGAGGCCAAUUGCGCAAGUGCACGCGCUAUGCUUCGGCUACUAAGGUAGCCGCGAGUGCUGUUCAGUCUGUGGCCAACAACCCGCCAACCCGCACCACUAGUGGUGAGGAACGGCCUCGGUCUCGAGAUGACCAUGGCCACGAUGCUCAGAAGCAUCCAAAGCAUAAGGGCAGUCUUGCCGAAGGGGUAUCUCAAACUCCCAUGAGUUUUCAGACUCAGGGUACUCUCGCCACUUUACCAGGUACUGGUAUUGGCCCUGACGACGUCGUCGUUUCAUUAGUCUCUCGACAUGAAAUUGACGACACCCGUGCUGAUCGAGCAAAGUCGGUGGCGGCCGAUGUACCGGUGGAGGCCCACGAGAAAUUGGUUCUCGAAGUAAAGGGUCUUCAAAAUACCUUGGGAAAGACCCAGUGCAUUCUGGAUGCGAUGCAAAACCGCCUUCAGGCGAUGGAGCAAGCUCAAAAUCGGAGCGAGGAUCAGAUGGACUUGCUGAUUCGUCUACAGCAAUCCGGGGCAGUGCCCUUGUUGUCGGCGCAAGCGCCUCCAAGUUCACAUGGGAAGGAUCCCGGUACGGCUUAA
Molecule: messenger RNA, 1059 nt
Organism: Peronospora matthiolae
Lineage: Eukaryota; Oomycota; Peronosporomycetes; Peronosporales; Peronosporaceae
Source: the annotation of a GenBank genome assembly